UUUUAUUUUCCCUCACACUCUCUCUUUUACCCUAACGACGGCCCCUUCGAACCCGCACCCCGCCAUCGCCCAUUCCGCUCUUCUUUCUCUGUCUCUUUUUCUCUCAAUUAUCAGAAAACCCUUUCUUUUCCCCUCAUUCACUCCCGACAAUCGUUGUUGACAACUGUGACAAAUCAUGGAGAAGCCUGAAAACCAUUUCAAUAAUGACAAUAACAGGGAAAGAGAAGCAUCUCAUCUUGCUGCAUUGUUGAAAGAAAUGAAAGAAGGACUGGAUACUGUUAGGCUUAAAAUUCAAACUUUAACUGCCAAGGUGAAAAGUCAAAAUUCUACAGCCGAUGGGUUCAGCUAUCUUGAAGCUAAAAAUUUGCUGCUUUUGAAUUAUUGUCAAUCCCUUGUUUAUUAUUUGUUGCGAAAGGCUAAGGGAUAUUCGAUAGAAGACCAUCCUGUUGUUCGAAGUAUUGUAGAGAUAAGAUUAUUUUUAGAGAAGGUCCGUUUUAUCCUGUCACCACUGUAUAUUUACAUAAGACAAUAUGUAUCGACUAUUACACUUAAUAGAUGA
This is a messenger RNA of Cicer arietinum (chickpea), 559 nucleotides long. RefSeq lists its product as uncharacterized. Gene Ontology annotation, cellular component: small-subunit processome; nucleolus. The record is from RefSeq and is a predicted model, not a curated record. NCBI's taxonomy places the organism in Eukaryota, Viridiplantae, Streptophyta, Magnoliopsida, Fabales, Fabaceae. Gene Ontology annotation, biological process: maturation of SSU-rRNA from tricistronic rRNA transcript (SSU-rRNA, 5.8S rRNA, LSU-rRNA).